UUUCAAACUAGCCGUUGAGCUCAGCUUCCUUAGUUACCCUUCUCAAACUGUCUCUUCCAAUGACAUCCUCUUUUGACACACCUUCUCUGCUCCAUCUCCUCCCAAACCAGGAGGGCACUGUCGUUAUGGCUUCUUCUUCUCCUCCUCAGUUCAGCCCUUCCUCUGAUAAACGAUUCUGGAGCACUCUGAGGAGCAGAGUCGACGCGCUUCUCGAUGCUCGUCAACCCAGAACCUCAUCUCACUCCCCGAAGAAUGUAGAAGAAAAAAACCAGUUGAAGGAAGAUUCUAUGUUGCUGAUGAGAGGAUUUGACUCUGUUGCCAACACUCUUUCUAUGUUAUCUAAUAAUUUGGAUAAUGCUCUUCAGGGUGCUAGAGAAUUGGGGAAUCCACCCACGUUAACUGACAUAUUUCACAGCAAAAAUGAUAAGGUGGAAAACAAGGAGGAUUCCGGAGAGAAACAGAAGAAAGAGGAGUCAAAACAAGGAAUGAAAAGGAAACUUGACCAUGUUGAUUACUGCGAAGAAAGUGCCGUUGAGUCACAAAAGGAGAACGGGAAAAAAGCAGUGGAUAGAAACAUCAAGAAAGCAAAAAAUCUUGCCGUUUCAAUGGCAACGAAAGCAGCUUCACUAGCAAGAGAAUUGAAGUCCAUUAAAUCAGAUUUGUCUUUUAUGCAAGAAAGGUGUGGUUUGCUUGAAGAGGAGAACAGGAGACUGCGUGAUGGAUUUGCAAAAGGAGUUAGACCUGAAGAAGAUGAUCUGGUGAGGCUUCAGCUGGAAGCACUUCUUGCUGAGAAGUCGAGACUGGCCAAUGAAAAUGCAAAUUUAGUGAGAGAAAAUCAAUGCCUUCAUCAGCUUGUGGAGUAUCACCAACUUGCCUCUCAAGAUCUCUCUGAGUCAGAUGAGGAUUCUGCUAUUCAGGGAACGUACUUAGACUUCUCUUCUCCCCCACCAACAAUUCCUGAAGAGGCAGGGGAUGAAGAAGGUGAUGUUGAUGAUGAUGAAAAUGGAGAACCACACACACCCACAAACGAUAUCCACAAAUUUUCUGCUUCACUUGAUGAUGCUGCAAAAUAUUAGGAAGCAUCAUAACACUCCUUAUAAUGAUGCUGCAAAAUAUUCCCUGUAUUUCUGCCAAAAUUAAAUUCCUUUUUCUGAUCAUAAAAAACAAUUAUUAAUAAUGCGAUAAUAGCUCUUGAAAUAGAACAAUUAUUAAUCCAAGUUAUUGCUAAAUAUAACUACUUAUUAUAUAAAUAUAUAAUUCUUUCUUGGA
This is a messenger RNA of Vigna umbellata (rice bean), 1269 nucleotides long. RefSeq names its product GRIP/coiled-coil protein. The record is from RefSeq and is a predicted model, not a curated record. Lineage: Eukaryota; Viridiplantae; Streptophyta; Magnoliopsida; Fabales; Fabaceae.